AUGGUGAAAUCGAGUAAAGAUACGAGAUACGCUAAAUAUUCAAUGGUGACGCAUGAUGGAAUUGGAUUCCCUUGCUGGGCUCUUCCGGAUCUUAUGUCGUUUCCAGACAUAUUCGGACAAGAUGGUUAUGCCAAGCUUGAUGUAAUUGGCAUUGAGGAAACUCAGUUCUUUGGAGAUCUUUAUGAGUUUUGCUGCAAAGUCGCUGAUGAUGAUGGCAAAACUAUUGUUGCAGGUCGUGAUGGUGACUAUUUAAGGUGCUUGAUUCUGUUUCAAAAAGAUGUGAUUUGA
This is a messenger RNA of Eruca vesicaria subsp. sativa (arugula), 288 nucleotides long. The record is from the annotation of a GenBank genome assembly. Lineage: Eukaryota; Viridiplantae; Streptophyta; Magnoliopsida; Brassicales; Brassicaceae.